Molecule: messenger RNA, 540 nt
Organism: Striga hermonthica
Lineage: Eukaryota; Viridiplantae; Streptophyta; Magnoliopsida; Lamiales; Orobanchaceae
Source: the annotation of a GenBank genome assembly
AUGGGUGGAUCUGGAGCCGUUAGCUUCCUCAAAGUGCUGGCCAAGAAUUUCGAUAUUCUUGCUGGGCCUGUGGUUAGUCUGGUUUAUCCUCUAUAUGCGUCGAUUAGGGCAAUCGAGACAAAGUCACCUGCUGAUGAUCAGCAAUGGCUUACUUAUUGGGUUCUUUACUCCAUGAUCACCUUGUUUGAGCUUACUUUUGCAAAACUCAUUGAAUGGUUACCUCUCUGGUCGUAUGCAAAGCUAAUAUUCACCUGCUGGUUAGUCAUACCGUACUUCAGUGGGGCUGCGUAUGUUUACGAGCAAUAUGUUAGGCCUUAUCUUGUCACUCGACAGAAGUCUGUGAAUAUCUGGUAUGUCCCUAAGAAGAAGGAUAUUUUCAGCAAGCCAGAUGACAUUCUAACGGCUGCAGAAAAAUACAUACAGGAAAAUGGGUCCGAGGCAUUCGAGAAGAUGAUUAAUAGGACUAGAGAAACUUCUGCCAAGACUAGCAACUACACUUUCCACAACGACUAUAGAUAUGACGAGGACUACAGGUACUGA